CUCAAGGUCAUGCUAGAGCUUUCAAAUCAGAAGUUUCGACUCAUGAAUGAGGUUUUCUCACGUUCUUGAUAGUUAUGUGAGGGCUGUUAUCAUUGGACCUCCAGGUUCAGGGAAAGCAACGGUCUCUUCACGUUUGCUGAAGGAUUUUCCACUGGGAUAUGUUAGCUGUGGCGAUGUAUUAAGGAACCACGUAGCCAUGAAAACAGACGUUGGAAUUCAAGCCAGCAAGUAUAUUCAAACAGGCCAGCUUGUGCCAGACAGUGUGGUUGUUAAAAUGAUGGUAUCUCGAUGUCACGAACAUAUAAAUCAUAAUUUACUAAUCGAUGGGUUUCCUAGAACUGUUAAACAAGCUGAAUGCAUUCGGGAAAAGCUGCCUAUUACAUGUGUACUUUGUUUAGAUGUACCUUUUGAAGAGAUUGUUAGCAGAAUCAGUGGUAGAUACAUUCACUUACCAAGUGGUAGGACAUACAACGAUAAUUUCAACCCCCCAAAACGUAGGGGAUUCGAUGAUCUGACUGGAGAACCUUUAGUGCGAAGGGAAGAUGAUGAUCCAUUAGCACUUCGUAAACGUUUGGAUGUUUAUCAAUUCUCUACAUUGUCGUUACUAGAGUUUUACAGGUAGGUGUUGUUUAAUUUGAUGACAUGUUAUUUGAAAAGUACUUCUCUACCACUCCCUUAGUGUGCUAAAUUGGACCGUUGUACUUGUUAUUGGUUUGUCGUUAUCAGGAAUAUGCGUUUCUACUGAGAAUUAUAGCUUGAUUUUCAGUUGAUUCAAAUGAGACUUUUCAGUGUAUAGGUUGAGUUGAAACUCGUAAUUGUAUGAUCUGGAAUAUUGGUUGAUUCCCAAAAAUGAAGUAAGUGGGGAUUAUUUUAACCUACACAACCCGCUGGACAAAAGUGAAUUGUCUGGACGACUGAACUACAGUUCAUGCAAAGAAGAAACUGUUAUUUGUUUCCAGUGGUUU
Molecule: messenger RNA, 965 nt
Organism: Heterobilharzia americana
Lineage: Eukaryota; Metazoa; Platyhelminthes; Trematoda; Strigeidida; Schistosomatidae
Source: the annotation of a GenBank genome assembly